CGCAGUAGCCUGAGUUUUGUUUGAAGUGAACUGCUGCCUGGAACUGCCCUACAAGCAGCAAAGUCGCCAAGCAUUUCAUUUUGCAUCUUAUUUUUACCUUUUGCAUUUAUUUUUUGAGGUGCUCUAUGUAUCGUCGGAGCCAUGUUAGGCCACCAAUUUCAAAAUGCCGACAAGUCGCAACAACUGGUCAACUAUGUGGAGGAUUAUCUGGAAUGUGUUGAGUCCCUGCCUUUGGACAUACAAAGAAAUGUUUCAUUGCUUCGUGAAAUUGAUGCAAAGUAUCAAGAGGUGCUGAAAGAGGUGGAUGAAGUAUUUGAGAAAUACAAAGAUGAGCAAGAUGUGGCACAGAGGAAGCGCCUGCAGAUCCAACUGCAGCGCGCCCUCAUUCUCAGCCAGGAGCUGGGUGAUGACAAGAUUCACGUAGUGACCCAGAUGACUGAGCUGGUAGAAAACCGCUCUCGCCAGAUGGACUCUCACUCCCUGUGUCUACAGGACCCUGGUAAUGAAGCGGAGAGGGUCCCCGUAGAGAGACGCUCCAGUGUCCAGGAGGCCCCGGCUCCUGAACGCAGCUCAGCCCGCCGCCCUCGCAGACAGAGGAACAGCGAGAGCCGGGACUCUAGCCACCCCUCCGCCAAUGGCUCUCUGGUAGACGACCCAGUGGAGGAGCUACCCAUCCCUCCUCCAAGAGAGAAGAAGUCCAAGUCUGCCAAGAAGAAGAAGCGCAAGGCCAAACAGGAGCGUGACACUUCCCCGGUAGACUUCGCCAUUGAUCCCAAUGAGCCCACCUACUGUCUGUGUGAGCAGGUAUCCUACGGCGAGAUGAUUGGCUGUGAUAAUGACCAGUGUCCCAUUGAAUGGUUUCACUUCUCAUGUGUUGGGCUAACAUACAAACCCAAAGGCAAGUGGUACUGCCCCAAAUGCAGAGGAGACAAUGAAAAGACCAUGGACAAAAGCUUGGACAAAAACAGAAAAGACCGUCGCUCCAGGUAGUACCACUCUUUGUAAACAUUUGGUUAACAACAGUUAACUUGUUGCAAGAGCACAAUCCGCUCCAUUACUAGCAGCGCUUAAUAAUAAAGGACACUCUGGGAAAACUGCAUAUCUUCAUCUGCAAGACUGAAGUCCCAUCUGCACAAUAAGCUGAUCUAACAAUCACCAAGCUGUUCAUUCAGUUUCUUUUUUCAGGACUUCAUUCAAACUUUCUUUAUCCAACUAUGAAUGAUUUUAAAUUCCUGAUUUAUAAUAAAUGUAAUUUCUUAUUUCCUUCAGUUUGCAAGCAUAUGAACUUAUUCUUUAUCACAGACCUCAGAAGAUCUCCAAUACUGAUGUCUGCCGCCUUUCUAUAAUGACUCAUAGACAAUAGCUCUAACACAUACAGUAUGUUUACAAUAAAUGGGAUAUUUAAUUCAGUUGAUUGACACUGGAAUAGAAUGUCAUGUCUGUGGACUUUGAUUUCAUUUGUAACUAUUGUGUAUAUUUCUUUUUAUAGUCAUUAAAAGUAUUAUUCAGUUGCA
Molecule: messenger RNA, 1514 nt
Organism: Periophthalmus magnuspinnatus
Lineage: Eukaryota; Metazoa; Chordata; Actinopteri; Gobiiformes; Gobiidae
Gene: ing2
Product: inhibitor of growth family, member 2
Exons: 2
Coding region: 142-990 (282 amino acids)
Biological process (GO): positive regulation of DNA-templated transcription
Cellular component (GO): nucleus
Source: RefSeq, a predicted model, not a curated record